Messenger RNA from Camellia sinensis, 1376 nucleotides. The record is from RefSeq and is a predicted model, not a curated record. Lineage: Eukaryota; Viridiplantae; Streptophyta; Magnoliopsida; Ericales; Theaceae.
CCUCCUGCGGACGGGGGAACAUACUUGGCGGUUAUUGGAGAGCCUGGGAGGUACUUUCUGCCCCCUUUGAUUUACAUUUCUUCUUUCAUUCUCUGUACACUGCACACACGGUGCACUUUACACUUUGUAUCUCUGUACUUUGCCCUCAACAUUCUGUAUUUACAAUUCGCACUUAGCAUUCUGUAUUCUGAUGGCUACUGCCCUGUUUUCCACAGCUAUGGAUCUAUGCGUACUUCCCGACACUAGCCCCGGAGCUCGAGGUGGCGAUGCCUCCCAUGACCCCUUACUCGCUGGUAUUUGAGGGCCCAUACCGGCCGAGACCUCGGGAGUCUCUUCUCUAUCUACGGCAGUACUUUGACACAGUACGGCCAUCAGAGAUCGCAUGGCAGCCUUAAGCGCUUUUGGGUAGUGACCUUCGAUUCCGGUUUGCCAGAGCCUGGGGUUCCUCUCGGUACAGGAUCCUGUUAGAGGGGCCGGUCGGCAGGGCCUAGUUUUUAGGGAAGCGCUUCCUGCGCCAGACAUGGGGCUACCCCGUUCAGGAUGUUCCCUCAGCACCUCCAGACGACAUGCGGAUCGCUGAUAGGCUCCCUCCGCAGGGUGUUGUCGACGCCAGGUUGGGUACUGAUGCAUUUCUUCAUCUGGAGCAGGGAGAGUAUGCGACUUAUCGUCACACAUACUUGAUGCCUUCGUUGACGGGAGUCCGUACCCCGAAGAGGAGAUCCGCUGGUAUGCCUUUAUCGGGCCGAGCUCGGGCUGCAGACGUCCCUUCCACUAGCAGGGCUGGUACAUCCAGAGGUGGGGGUGGAUUGGUUCCCCCGAUUCCUCCGACUCAUCAUCAUCCUGGGUGGCCAGACAUGCCGACCGAGCUGACGGGAUGGCGAUUCGGGACUCCCUACUUGAUUCCGAUAGAGCCUCUCAUGUCUGACCACAGAUAUGUCAGAGAUCCUGAUUCGCCGCCGCCUCCGGUCGAGUAUAUGGAUGAGAUGCUCGGGAUGAUGGCCGCACUCAAGGGCAUGGUCUUACGGAGAGAGGCACAGUUGUCCAUCAUGGGCGUCUCUGAUCCACCUGCUCCUUUCUUGGAGCAUAAGCUGGAUGUACAGACUGAGCCAAAGAGGCUCCCAGAGUGGCCAUCGAGGCCUGUGCUGACUGUGCUAGCUGGUGACUCUAAGUCUGCCUCGAUCCAGAUGCACCAGGUGUGCCAUCCAACUGUGGACAGUACCUCUUCAUGUGUCCUGCCUCUCCACACUGAAAGCAAGUCAAAGACUACCCCCUCCCCUGACUCUGGCUCAGUGGGUGGAUUAAAGACGGAGCAGACCGCUGCCCUCUCCCCUUCUGUGAGCAAGAAAAGGACUUAUGAGCAAACUGGCCACACUUGA